CUGGGUUUGUGAAAUGGCUACUGACAUUUCUGAAUCCAGUGGGGCUGACUGCAAAGGAGAUACGAGGAACAGUGCCAAGUUAGAUGCUGAUUACCCUCUUCGAGUCCUUUAUGGUGGAGUUUGUUCUUUACCAACAGAGUACUCUGAAUAUAUGCCUGAUGUUGCUAAAUGUAGGCAAUGGUUAGAGAAGAAUUAUCCAAAUGAAUUUGCAAAACUCACUGUAGAAAAUUCACCCAAACAAGAAACCAGAAUUAGUGAAAGUCAAGGAACCGUAAGAGAAGAAGAGGAGAAGAAAAAACAAAAGCGAGGUGGAAGAGGUCAAAUAAAACAGAAAAAGAAGACCGUACCACAAAAGGUUACUAUAGCAAAAAUUCCCAGAGCAAAGAAGAAAUAUGUGACUAGAGUGUGUGGCCUUGCAACUUUUGAAAUUGAUCUUAAAGAAGCACAAAGAUUUUUUGCUCAGAAAUUCUCCUGUGGUGCCUCAGUAACAGGGGAGGAUGAGAUCAUCAUUCAGGGAGACUUCACAGAUGACAUAAUUGAUGUCAUUCAGUAAAAAUGGCCAGAGGUAGAUGAUGACAGCAUUGAAGAUCUCAGAGAAGUAAAGAAGUGAUUUUGGAAACGUCUGUAUUUAUGAUCUGAACUGAAAGUUGAUAUGGCCAAAGGGAGAGGGGACUUUUAGAAAUAUAUACAUA
Messenger RNA from Jaculus jaculus (lesser Egyptian jerboa), 692 nucleotides. Its product is annotated as density-regulated protein-like. The transcript is spliced from 2 exons. Gene Ontology annotation, biological process: formation of translation preinitiation complex; translation reinitiation. The record is from RefSeq and is a predicted model, not a curated record. The coding region runs from base 14 to 553 and encodes 179 amino acids. Lineage: Eukaryota; Metazoa; Chordata; Mammalia; Rodentia; Dipodidae. Gene Ontology annotation, molecular function: translation initiation factor activity; mRNA binding.